AUGAUCGGCCCGAUUCGAAAAUCCGAAUGGUCCCGUGACUUGUGCCGCAUUGAUAUGACCAGCAUGGCUAACCCCAGUGUUCGAGAAAACAGCGGAGAAGCUACUAGUGGGCUAUCACGCCCAUCUAUCACUGCGUGUCUGCGGUGUCGCGAGCAGAAGGUGAUCGCUUAUCUCUCAAAUGCGGUCGCGAACGUCCCGCGUGCGCUCGAUGCGCCCGACUCACCGCAACAUGUCAGUACCCUAGCCCUCCAGAUCGACGGGGCUUGCGAACUCGACGAAAAGGCCGGCGGCCACCGCAUAGGGUAA
Messenger RNA from Penicillium cataractarum, 306 nucleotides. RefSeq lists its product as uncharacterized. The transcript is spliced from 3 exons. NCBI's taxonomy places the organism in Eukaryota, Fungi, Ascomycota, Eurotiomycetes, Eurotiales, Aspergillaceae. Bases 1 to 306 code for a protein of 101 amino acids. The record is from RefSeq and is a predicted model, not a curated record.